Molecule: messenger RNA, 922 nt
Organism: Lepidothrix coronata (blue-crowned manakin)
Lineage: Eukaryota; Metazoa; Chordata; Aves; Passeriformes; Pipridae
Gene: GSC
Product: goosecoid homeobox
Exons: 3
Coding region: 4-747 (247 amino acids)
Biological process (GO): regulation of transcription by RNA polymerase II
Cellular component (GO): nucleus
Molecular function (GO): DNA-binding transcription factor activity, RNA polymerase II-specific; RNA polymerase II cis-regulatory region sequence-specific DNA binding
Source: RefSeq, a predicted model, not a curated record
GGCAUGCCUGUGAGCAUGUUCAGCAUCGACAAUAUCCUGGCGGCCAGACCUCGCUGCAAGGACUCGGUGCUGCUGCCCCCGAGCGCCGCGCCCGUCGUCUUCCCCAGCCUCCACGGGGACUCGCUCUACGGCAGCGCCUCCGACUACGGCGGAUUUUACUCCCGGGCGGUGGCUCCCGCCUCCGCGCUGCCGCCGGCCGUCACUGGAUCUCGGCUCGGCUACAACAACUACUACUACGGGCAGCUGCAUGUGCCGGCGUCCCCCGUGGGCCCUUCGUGCUGCGGGGCCGUGCCGCCCCUGGGCGCUCAGCAGUGCUCCUGCGUCCCCCCCGCAGGUUACGAGGGCACUGGGUCAGUCCUGAUGUCCCCUGUUCCCCAUCAGAUGUUGCCCUAUAUGAACGUGGGCACUUUGUCCCGGACGGAGCUGCAGUUACUGAACCAGCUGCACUGUAGGCGGAAAAGACGGCACAGGACUAUCUUCACUGACGAGCAGCUGGAAGCGCUGGAAAACCUAUUCCAGGAAACGAAAUACCCAGACGUGGGCACCAGGGAACAGCUGGCCAGAAGGGUGCACUUAAGGGAGGAAAAAGUGGAGGUUUGGUUCAAAAACCGCCGAGCGAAGUGGAGGAGGCAAAAGCGAUCGUCUUCGGAGGAGUCAGAAAACGCACAAAAGUGGAAUAAAGCAUCUAAAACGUCACCGGAGAAGAGACAAGAGGACGGGAAAAGUGACUUGGACUCCGACAGCUGAUGCAUCUCAGUAGGGGGGACAUUUCCCGUGGACUGUCAGAUAUGCUCCAGAGGAUGCUACUAAUCUUGCACAAGCUCUGCCUUGUUGGAGGGGGAAAAUAUCUGUAUAUAAUGUAUAAUGCCCCGAGUUGAUUCCGUGUAAAUAAAAAUGUGUUUGCGGAGGUGUUGCACAGGUA